Messenger RNA from Mugil cephalus (flathead mullet), 2049 nucleotides. It is a transcript of the gene otop2, whose product is annotated as otopetrin 2. Gene Ontology annotation, biological process: proton transmembrane transport. The record is from RefSeq and is a predicted model, not a curated record. Bases 137 to 1966 code for a protein of 609 amino acids. Gene Ontology annotation, molecular function: proton channel activity. Gene Ontology annotation, cellular component: membrane. The transcript is spliced from 7 exons. Lineage: Eukaryota; Metazoa; Chordata; Actinopteri; Mugiliformes; Mugilidae.
UGGGUGAGGGGCAAGAGUCAUAGCAGCUAAUCAGCUGAAACUACUUGCACCUGUCUUUUCUUCAUUUACAACACCUUGUGCAGUGCUUCAGCUUUUUUACUGUUGUACAGAAAAGAACUGUCGUCCUGAUAUUUUAAUGUUACCGGUGCUUGACAUUAUACAUUUUAACUUAGGCCUAGUACAGUCAGUGAGUUCUAAAGACAUCUUGGAAGAAGCCUACAUUAUGAAAACUGUAGCUCAGCAGAUGUUCCGGACCUGCAACAAACUCCUCUCUAGAAAAACACCAAAUGAUAUUGUUGAAGCCCAUCCAUCCAACAUUGAAACGGCAGCCCAGAUGGAAACUAUCCAGCAUUUGCCCAGUCCUUCACACCCUCCUGUGGAAUCUAUAAGGGAGUUUGUACACCAUGAAGAAGUAAUGAUGGAGAGGGCCCACCAUGGGGGUGGAUGGCUGCUGUCUGGAAUAAUCUGCAUCAACAUCCUAAUCCUAGGCUGUGCUCUGGUUAGUGGCAGUGCCUUCAACAGUGUAGCCAUUACUGCUGUGCAUCGGCAAAUCCUCCUCAUCAUCCUCCUUCUCCUCACUAUAAUGUGGAUGCUGAUUUACACAUGCUUCACCUACCGAAAGCAUCAAGCGGUCUUGUUCAAAGAUAGUCAUGCUGGGCCUGUAUGGCUCCAAGCUGGGCUUGUGUUGUUUGGUCUACUUAGUCUUCUCAUGGACAUCUUCAAGAUUGCCACUUAUGUGGGCUACCUUCAUUGUGAUUCUGCUGUUAAAGUGGCCUUUCCUGUGGUGCAAGCUGUAUUUUUGUUUGUCCAGACCUACUUUCUGUGGAUUCACGCGAAGGACUGUGUGCAGCUACACACAAAUUUUACACGAUGUGGGCUUACUCUUACGCUUUCAACUAACUUGGUGGUGUGGAUGGCAGCAGUGACUGAAGAAUCGCUUCACCAAACUGAGAUUCCUGAUGUGAAUAUCAGUGUCUCGCACAAGCUGUACAGAGCCAGCUAUGGUGACAAAAAGUGUAUAUGCAGUCACUCAGCGUGUGACACCUUCAAAGAGGCUUUCUACUACCUAUACCCCUUCAACAUAGAAUACAGCCUAUUUGCUUCUGCUAUGGCCUACGUCAUGUGGAAGAAUGUGGGUCGACUUGUAGAAGAACACAGCCACCACAAAGUUAAGUUCUGUCUGAAGGAGGUAUGUUUGGGACCUGUAAUGGGAGUGCUGCUGUUUUUGGCAGGGCUUGUAACUUUUAUAUUCUAUGAGAUUGACAUAUUAAAAGAAGAUGAAAAGAAGAGAAACAGGGCCCUGCUGAUUCAUUUUAUCAUGAAUAUUGUAAUAGUGGCCCUGAUGUCUCUCUCCACUAUGACUGGCUGCAUAGUUUACAGGCUGGACCACAGGGAACAUGUAUCGGAGAAAAACCCCACUCGCAGCCUGGAUGUGGGGCUGCUGGUGGGAGCCUCAAUGGGGCAGUUCAUCAUCAGCUAUUUCACUAUUGUGGCAGUGGUGGCGACAGGAGUCAGAGGGUAUCUGAAUGCUCUCAACCUGUCCUGGACUGUGCUGCUGGUGCUCCAGCUUUGCCUGCAGAAUUAUUUUAUCAUUGAAGGCCUCCACCGUGAACCGUUCCAUGUGAUGCAGGAAGCAGCUCUACACACAAAUGCCCAUGCCUUCCAGGAACAUCCAGAAAUGAGCUUUGCAAUGGAGAGCCACAAGUCCAGCUACAUGACUUUGUGUCCUAAGCUGAGUUGGAAGAGAAGAGUUCUGAAGGAAAUCUGUGCCUUUUUACUACUUGCCAACAUAAUUCUCUGGAUCAUGCCUGCUUUCGGGGCUCGUCCCCAGUUCGACCACUCUGUUGAGAUAAACUUCUACAAAUACACAAUGUGGACUGCUAUUGUGAAUAUUGGACUGCCUUUUGGGAUCUUCUAUCGUAUGCACUCUGUUGCCAGUCUCUUUGAGGUGUACUUAAUCUCUUAGCUGGACUUGCUUGCAAUGUAUCUGUUUUAUGAACUAAACACUUUUAAAUUUAUGUUAAUAAAUAAAUUGUUGGAAAUGUUUCA